AUGGUGUAUCGCGGGAGACCGUCAACAGGGUGCAAGAAGUGUCGCGAGAGAAAGAUCAAGUGCGAUGAACGGCCAGAGGGCUGUAUCAAGUGUGCCGAACGCAACUUCAAAUGCCCGGGAUACGAUCGAACCGUCGGCGCCUUCUUCCACGACGAGACCAAACAUGUGCAGACAAAAGCAAAGAUAUCGAACGCAAAAGCCAUCGCCGCACGUGAUGCUCGAGAUAUCAGAGAUGUACGCGAGGCCUAUCUCCAGAUCAUGGCGAAACAAUGUCCGGGGACGGCCAUAACAGCGUCGCUCAUCGAUCAAGGCAUCAGUUUCUUCAUGUCGUACUAUUGCACAGGAGUGGACCAGCCAUCCAUACAGUCAGUCGAGUACCAGCAGCAUCUUUCUACGCAUGGUUUCCAUCCGCUUGUCUCUACGACCAUGACAGCGCUGGGCAUCGCUGGUGUAGCCAACCUCUACAUGGACCCUCGUCUGAAAGCCGAAGCGACACGCUGGUACCUUGAGGCUAUUAAGAUGGCCAACAAGGCGAUCUCUUCGCCUGAACAUGUCAAGGCCGAUAGCACUCUCACCGCUGUCAAUCUGCUCAGUAUGUUCGAAGCAACGUUCAACGACACCUCUCUGGCUGGAUGGAGUAACCACGUCGAUGGUGCUGCAUCUCUCAUCAGACUAAGAGGCAUGGACCAAUUCUCCACUCCCGCGGGACAACGCAUGUACCUCCACACUAUUGGUCUACUCACCAUGAACUGCAUGGGAAAGGGCAUUCCCCUUCCUCAAUAUGUCCACGAUCUGAACAGCGAAGUCAUCCAGCAUUUGGAUACACACGACCCACGAAACCGGUUCUUCUUCCUUCACAUCAAGACCAUCGACCUGAGAGCGCGGAUCCUGAACCAGUCAGCGUUCUCGUUGCCGGACAUUAUAGAAUCGGCACUUGAACUCGAAGACAUCGCUGUCAACAUUUUCAAGGAUCAAGGAGCGGACUGGGAGUACGACGUGGUGCAUUGCGGGAAGAGUGAACGUAUCUUUGAGAACUUCUACCACGUCUACCCGACUGCGACAGCAGCCCAGACCUGGAACUGGGUGCGCUACAACAGAAUCUACUUCCACGACAUUAUCCGGAACUGCAUCCUGGCAGGGUUCGCAACUAGUCCACCGACGCUUGCUGGCAACAGAUACCACGAGCAGCUAGCGAAAAGCGCUCGCAUGUUGUAUCAGUUGCAGUCUGAUAUCAUAGCAAGCAUGCCCCAAUUCAUGCACGAUGUUCCCGAUUCUGCGCCGAGCAGGGCGACGACCCCACCCGAUGACGAUUACGACGAACCGCGCACGUCGGGACGAGGCGCACCAUGGACGGCAUCCGCUGCCCCAACAAGCCCAUACCGUAUAGCCCUCAAAUCUCUCGAUGGCAACUUCCGAGGCAACACAUACGGGCUCGUCAAAGCUCUUCUGGGGAACGGAUCUGUAAAGGACCGGCUUCCUAUCGUACGCGUCGCGGGAGGAUACAGUACUGUAUGGGCGCUUUACGUGGCCGCCGCCAUGCCUAUGGCCUCACCUGAAAGCCAAGACUUUGUCCAAAAAUACAUGUCGCGCAUCGAGCACGAGUUCGGCAUCAAGCAAGCCCGCGUUUUGGGCCAGGCCCUGCGCCUUAAGCGGUACCUCGACCAGAAAGGCGCUAUUGCGUUUGGUAUCUGUCCGGAGUACCUGCCGCCCGAUGGGACAGAAGCGUAUGUUUCGCAUCAGCAUUUAUACAGCAAGGUUGUUGAGGAGACGGAUGAGUCGCCGUAG
Molecule: messenger RNA, 1785 nt
Organism: Alternaria ventricosa
Lineage: Eukaryota; Fungi; Ascomycota; Dothideomycetes; Pleosporales; Pleosporaceae
Exons: 3
Coding region: 1-1785 (594 amino acids)
Biological process (GO): regulation of DNA-templated transcription
Molecular function (GO): DNA-binding transcription factor activity, RNA polymerase II-specific; zinc ion binding
Source: RefSeq, a predicted model, not a curated record